AUAGCAGAAAAAAAAAAGAAAUCAUUAGGAUAUAGAAGCAAGAUUUAUACAUAGUACCCAUUGUUCUCUCUUCGACAGGUAUUAAACCAUAGAAAAUCGGUUACAAUAAGAUAUUUUUCAGGUCAUGUUACUUCUCAUUUGGAUUGUGGUGCUGACCGCGGCGUUGGUGUUAUAUUUCAAGAGAAAAUAUUCCGUCUUCACGAAAUAUGGCGUGAAGAACCUCACUCCAGUCCCACUGUUGGGCAACGGAUUGAGUAUCAUGUUAGGCCGAGAACAUGUAGUCGACAAUCUGAAUCGGAUAUACCAAAUGUAUUCUGAAGAAAGAUUCUUCGGUCAAUAUGAGUUCAUGAACCCUGUGGUGGUCAUCAGAGAUAUAGAACUAAUAAAGCAGAUCACGAUUAAAGAUUUUGAGCACUUUUUGGAUCACAAAACAAUGGUAGAUGGCACUAUAGAUCCGUUGUUUGGGAGAAAUCUGUUUUCGAUGAAGGGGGAAGAAUGGAAAGAUAUGCGAUCGACUCUCAGUCCGGCAUUUACCAGCUCCAAAAUGAAACUAAUGCUUCCAUUUAUCGUGGAAGUAGGCGACAGAAUGAUUGAAUCAUUAAAGAGACAAAUCAAAAAAUCAGAUGAUAAACAGCUAGAUAUCGAAGCUAAGGAUUUGACGACUAGAUAUGCUAAUGACGUCAUUGCUACCUGCGCUUUUGGACUUAAAGUAGACUCCAUCGCCGAAGAGAACAAUGAAUUCUUCAGAAUGGGGAAAAUUCUCACAAAUUUUGGCUUAAUUUUUUUCCUUAAGUUUUUCUUAUUCACUUAUUUUCCAUCACUUUCCAAGAUGCUGAACGUAAAAAUGUUUUCUGAGGAAACGGCAGUUUUUUUCAAGAGCCUCUUUCUAAAUACGAUAGUUGACCGAAAGAAAAAUAAUAUUAUACGACCAGAUAUGAUACAUUUACUGAUGCAAGCACAAAAAGGAAACUUAGUGCACGAAGAAAAAACUAAAGAUAUAGAUGCAGGAUUUGCUACUGUAGAUGAGUCAGCUAUCGGAACAAAGACAGUGAACAGGGAAUGGUCGGAUGUAGACUUGAUUGCUCAAGCAGUUCUGUUCUUCCUUGCUGGUUUCGAAACUGUAUCUACUGCGAUGACCUUCGCGAUAUAUCAGAUGGCUGUCAGUCCUGACAUUCAGGAGAGAUUAGUGAAGGAAAUUAAGGAGAACGAGGCCCAAAACGGGGGAAAGUUUGAUUUCAUCUCUAUACAGAAUAUGGUUUACAUGGACAUGGUGGUGUCAGAGGUAUUGCGAUUGUGGUCUCCAGCCGUUGCUUUAGAUCGCAUAUGCACAAAAGAUUAUAACUUGGGAAAAGCAAACGAUAAAGCGCCAAAAGAUUAUAUCAUAAGAAAAGGUGACGUUGUUCAAAUCCCUAAUUGGGCCAUCCAUCGUGAUCCAAAAUACUUCCCGAACCCCAUGAAGUUCGAUCCUGAACGCUUUUCAGAUGAAAAUAAACACUCAAUUGUACCGUUCUCCUACAUGCCCUUUGGUUUGGGCCCCAGAAACUGCAUUGGUUCAAGGUUUGCCCUAUGCGAAGUGAAAGUGAUGCUUUAUCAGUUGCUACUUCAUUUUGAGAUACAGCCUUGCGAGAGGACCUGUAUCCCUCCUGAAUUUGUCCCGGGGAAAUUCAAUCUUGGCCUUAAAGGGGGCAAUUGGGUCCGUCUGAAGAUUAGAUAACUUAAAUAUCUAAUCAUACUCAUUAUUUAAGCUUAUAAGCAGUAUUAAUGAUAGAUAAUACUUGAGAUAGUUAUAAAUAUGUAGUUAAAAAUAUAAUAUCAACUAUUUUUAGUUUUUUAUCUUCGAUAAGAUAUAAAUAUUUUUCCAUAUUUUACAUUAGCAUCUUUUAAUUGUUAUUUAUUUGUGUUUAAGUGCAUCAGAUUUGGUAUCUUGUUAUUAUACCUAGGAAAACCUUAUUGGAAGACGUUACUUAUUACCAACUGCAUGUGUUG
Messenger RNA from Diatraea saccharalis (sugarcane borer), 1986 nucleotides. Lineage: Eukaryota; Metazoa; Arthropoda; Insecta; Lepidoptera; Crambidae. The record is from the annotation of a GenBank genome assembly.